AUGACUCCCGAUCAAUUGAAGUGGAACCCGCCACCAGAGGUAUAUCUCUAUAUUCUUGCUAAUUUUGUAAAAAUUGAAGCAUCGUCGACUUGGGUGGUUAGGAUGGUCUCAAGGGCCGGUGAGGAUGAGGAGGAGACCCUGCUCACCCACGUCAGUGGCUGCUGCAAUCCCUUCAAGGGAAUAGACGCUCAUCAGCUACUCGCUAGUACAAUCAAGGCAAACUAUUAUGACUUUGCAUGUGACUUGCUGAAGGACUGCUACCAUGAACUGGAUACAGAUACAGUAGAUGGUCCUAGUUCGUGGAGGUCAGUGUAUCAUCUUGCGGAAAAGUCGGAUACAUUUCAGAGUGUCAAACGAUACAACUUCUACCAAAGAUUUGUUUAUUCUCGUGUGUCUGUAGAGAAUUGCAGCUUAAGCAAUGCACCUAAGAAUCCAGAUAUUGAGAACCAAGAGAAAUGCAGGACCAAUCUUGUCGGCUGGAAGAGCUACGUCUGCCAUGGUGAAAAAUCUUACAACUUUUUGGGGUACGAGCAUCAUGAAGAUUCUUUCUUGGAAGACAAGGAUAAAAAUCUUUUGUACUUAGCUGCAAAAUUGGUACCGGAAGACAAACUCAAUAAGGAAAUAAGUAAAACAGUGUCGCCCGAAUGGAUGAAAUCCCGCAACAGGGAAAACGAAAACGAAACACCAAUGAUGGUGCUUAAAAAAGAACAUAGUAAUCCAAGACAAAAGGGUGAAGAUUGGAUGAAGCAAACAACCGGCUCAUACACAAUCACAACGGCCCUUAUCAUUAUAAUGGUUUUCUCGACGAUCAUUACUGUGCCUUGGGGGAACAAUGGGGAGACUGAGAUGGCAAUUUAUAAAGACAAGUUGAGCUAUAUGAUAUAUUGUUACUCGGUUUGGAUCUCGUUUUUCACAUCCGCCUCCUUGCAGUUGUUUCUUUCCAUCCUCAUAGAACAUUAUGCAGAAGGGGAUUUUCUCAAAAGAUUACCUAAGAGAUUAAUAUUUGGGCUUGUCACGCAACUCAUGUCUGUCACAACCAUGGUGAUAGCGUACAGUGCAGCAUUUUGUAUCAUGUCUGUGUCUGAGCAUGAGAAGUCGAGGCACCUGGUCCCAAUUUGCCUAAUGACAAGCCUACCAAUUGCUUCAUUUGUGACACUGCAAUUACCAUUGCUUGUUGAUCUAAUGUCAUCAACAUAUGGUCGUGGAAUCUUUGGUAACCAAAGAGAACUUACAAAAAAGACAUAA
Messenger RNA from Helianthus annuus (common sunflower), 1245 nucleotides. RefSeq lists its product as uncharacterized. The record is from RefSeq and is a predicted model, not a curated record. The coding region runs from base 1 to 1245 and encodes 414 amino acids. Lineage: Eukaryota; Viridiplantae; Streptophyta; Magnoliopsida; Asterales; Asteraceae. The transcript has 6 exons.